AUGCUAGCCAUUAAUGCUCACUGGAUGUCCUCUGCCUUCCAGCAAUAUCGAGCUUGUAUUGAGUUCGUUGAAAUUGAAGGCAGCCACUCUGGAGAGAACCUUGCUAAUAUCGUUGCGACGGUUCUCGAGAGGUUUCAUAUAUCUGAUAAAGUUAUGACAAUAACAGCUGACAACGCAUCGAAUAACGAUUCCCUACACCGAUAUCUCUACCAAAAGCUGUCUCAGCGGUACGAUGAGUACCUGGCCGAGACUAUCAUUCGAGAAGGGACAAUGAAAUUUACUCAUAACUCCCAAAUCCGCUGCUUUGCUCACAUCUUGAACUUGGUUAUGAAAACUAUACUGAGGUCUCUACGCGCUAGUUCGCAUAAGGAAGCCUGUGAUCUCCUUGAUGAUGUUGCUAAGAGGAGCUGGAAGACGGUCAACGCUCCUACUUCGCCUAUUGCAAAGCUUCGACUACUUGUCCUUUGGAUUGCGCGAUCUCCUCAGCGGAUACAGAAGUGGGACAAUCGACCUGGCUGUACAAAAGCUAUCAACUACGAUGUUGAUACUCGGUGGAACUCUACCUUUGUUAUGAUUGUGAGAGCUGAAGAGUGUCGCCGUCAGCUCGAAGAUACAGUCAACGAUGAUCCAGAUAUCGAGGCCUUACGUCUGACACCUAACGACUGGAGACAGCUCUCGGAUAUCAAGAAGAUCCUGGCUCCCUUCAACGAAUAUACCGAGUACGUCUCUCGGGAUAGCCCAUCAAUUCAUAUGGCGGCGCGUAUGUUUGGAGAGCUCCGUUCUAUACUCCUCGCUAUCAAAGAACGACGAGGUGAGUGGCAAAAGAUCUCACCAGCAAUAACUGUUCCUAUUUCCGAUGGAAUUUCACUCCUGGAGAAGUACCACGACUGCGUCAAAGAAAACGACAUAUACUAUAUCGCAAGCGUUCUGGAUCCUCGAAUCAAGACCAAGUGGCUCAAAACGCUACCAGAUGGAGAGAAGAUCAUUGACCGAAUCCGGGGGUUCCUGAAGAAAGCAUAUUCCACUACAAAACAGCCUAUAUCGACUACUCCAAGCACCAAUUGGAAGAGCUUCGAAUAUCGAUUUCUGGAAGCCUUUCAGCCUACACAGUAUAAUGUCGCUGAGUCUGAUAUCGACAAGUAUUUCGAUACUCCGACAAUCUGCACUGGUUUCGAUGUAAGCCAGAGCCAGUCCGAGUUUAUACGAAACUGGUGGAAGGCAAACAUGUUUGAAUUUAGUUGUAUGGCAAAGGUAGCACAAGAUCACCUUGCUAUACCGGCAGCAGAGGUAGAUAUCGAGAGAUUGUUCAAUGGUGGGAGAGAUGUGCUGGGGAUUCGACGUUUCUCCAUGAAAGGUAAGACCCUUGGGACCUUAUUAAGGCUGAAAGAUGCUGCACGUUGGAAGUCUUCAUAG
Messenger RNA from Penicillium antarcticum, 1413 nucleotides. Its product is annotated as HAT dimerization. The record is from RefSeq and is a predicted model, not a curated record. The coding region runs from base 1 to 1413 and encodes 470 amino acids. NCBI's taxonomy places the organism in Eukaryota, Fungi, Ascomycota, Eurotiomycetes, Eurotiales, Aspergillaceae. The transcript has a single exon. Gene Ontology annotation, molecular function: protein dimerization activity.